AUGAAGCUCGUACGGUUUUUGAUGAAAUGCGCCAACGAGACGGUGACCAUUGAGCUCAAGAAUGGCACUAUUCUCCAUGGCACCAUCACAUCCGUUUCUCCUCAAAUGAACACCUCUCUCCGGACGGUUAAAAUGACCCCCAAGGGCCGUGACCCUAUCUCCCUCGACACCAUCAACAUUCGCGGCUCUACCAUCCGCUACUACAUCCUUCCCGACAGUUUGCCGCUAGACACCCUGCUUGUGGAUGACACCCCCAAGCCCAAGAACAAGGCCCUCGAUGCAGUUUGCCGCAUUGCCAAAGUGCCGCUGUUUCUACCACGGUUAUGA
Molecule: messenger RNA, 327 nt
Organism: Penicillium maclennaniae
Lineage: Eukaryota; Fungi; Ascomycota; Eurotiomycetes; Eurotiales; Aspergillaceae
Product: mRNA splicing protein SMD1
Exons: 4
Coding region: 1-327 (108 amino acids)
Biological process (GO): RNA processing; spliceosomal snRNP assembly
Cellular component (GO): pICln-Sm protein complex; U5 snRNP; U12-type spliceosomal complex
Molecular function (GO): RNA binding
Source: RefSeq, a predicted model, not a curated record